UGACCGCAGUUUCAUAUCCCUGAUGACUUCCUAGUGCCCCGAAUGUUGACUGCCCUGUGCUUCAUCUCCGAUGUGUUCACUGAAACUGGAAGAGGCCAAACCCCAAGCAACUUCCUGGGAGGAGGCCAAAGGCUUUGGUGACCAAGGCUUUGGACAUUAGUUAGCCUUGCUCGAGGACCCUUAGGUGUGCUUCUUGCUCUGCUGCUGACUCAGCCCCUGAAAUUGCACCCGUCCCUGCCUGUUUCUCUCUCAGUUCCCCUAUUUGUAAUGUUAGGGCGACAAUACAACAUAGCAGCGGCGUGCCAACAUUCCCAGACUCCACGCGCUGCUGAAGUGCCAAGCAUUUCUCUUGUCGUUUAUGAGGCUGUGAUGUGAUGCUAAUUAUCGGUCUGAGCAUCUGUAGGAAGCCAGGUACAGCAUACAAUUGGAUAUGAGCACAUCUGGAAAACAGGCGAGAGAAUGAUUGACUGCCUGUGUCUUCUUCAUUGCUCAGAAUAUUUUUCACUGGCUGUACGCAGCUUGGUGUUUUUUGUUGUUUUCCUGUUUGUUCAUUUGAAUUUGGAAAUGGUCGCUUGUUGCUGGAGGAAUGUGACCAGAAACAUGAGGGGCAGGUCUUCCUCCCACAGCUUUGGGGAGAAGGGUUUCCAAGUUGCUGAGUCCCUGGACUUUAUUCACUGUGAUGAAGGAAACCAGUUUUCUUUGUUUGGUCUUUAAGUAAAACAGGAUACCAUUUUCCACGUCGGAGUUUGGCUGCACAGCUGUUCCUAGGUGUGCUGAGGAAUUUCUCCCGUGCCUGGCUGGCGGGUCUUGCUCAUGCACAGAGACUUAAAUGGAUGUCCAGAUUUGGGAUCAGGAAGGAAUUUCCUCCCAGGUCACAGUGGCAAGGAGCACUGUUUCAGUUUGGCCUUUCACUGCACCCUGGCCUGUGCCCCACUCCCUACAGUAAAGUUGGCAUAGUUUACUCAACCAAUUCUGUGCCAUUUCUUCUACUUUCUGCUGGUGGCAGGUUUCCAGGAUCGGUCUCUUCUGUCGUCCUACGAAAUCAUCGUCCCGCAGAGGCUCAGGACAAAGUGUCAUAUGUCAUUGAGAUCGAGGGGAAAGAGCACACGAUUCACUUAGAAAAGAACACACUAUUAUUACCCAAAGACUUCACAGUUUACAGCUACAAUGAGGAGGGGAAGUUGUACUCGGAAAACCCAGACGUCCGGGAUCACUGUCACUAUCAGGGAUACGUGGAGGGGAUACCAGAUUCUGCGAUUGCUGUCAGCACUUGCACUGGACUCAGGGGACUGCUGCAUGUGGGAAAUGUCACCUAUGGAAUUGAGCCCAUGGACGACGACUCGGACCUCAAACACAUAGUGUACCGCUUGGAGAAUGUGCAGAAAGAGCCCAUGGUGUGCGGAGUGAGCAGCACCGAUCCGGGAAGAGAGCCCACAGAGUAUGAGCAGCCUCCCGGCAUGACUCAGCUGCUGCGAAGUAAAAGAGCUGUUCUUCACCAGACAAGAUACGUGGAGCUGUUCAUCGUUGUGGACAAAGAAAGGUAUGAGGUCCAGGGUAGGAGCGAAGCUGCUGUGAGAGAGGAGAUGGUACAUCUGGCCAACUGCCUGGAUAGUAUGUACAUCAUGCUGAAUAUCCGUGUCGUGCUGGUCGGCUUGGAGAUCUGGAAGUACCAAAACCUGAUAAGCACCGAUGGAAGUGCUGGCGAUGUGCUGGCCAACUUUGUGCAGUGGCGAGAGAAGAAUCUUGUGACUCGCCGGAGGCACGACAGUGCGCAGUUUGUUCUGAAGAAGGGGUUUGGCGGAACAGCGGGAAUGGCCUACGUGGGAACAGUGUGCUCCAAGAACCACGCAGGAGGGAUUAAUGUGUUUGGACAAAUGAGCGUACAGAUGUUUGCAUCCAUUGUGGCACACGAGCUUGGCCAUAACCUGGGAAUGAACCACGAUGAUGAAAGAGAGUGUUACUGCGGCGCUGACAGCUGUAUUAUGAAUUCUGGAGCAUCAGGAUCCAGAAACUUCAGCAGCUGCAGCGCUGAAGACUUUGAGAAGCUAACUCUCAACAAAGGUGGCAGCUGCCUGCUCAACGUUCCCAGGCCGGAUGAAACCUACAGCGUCCCGUUUUGUGGCAACAAGCUGGUGGACACUGGGGAGGAGUGCGACUGCGGUUCCCCAAAGGAAUGUGAGAAGGACCCUUGCUGCGAAGCAGGGACUUGUAGACUCCGAGCGGGCGCGGAAUGUGCCUACGGCGACUGCUGUAAAAACUGUCGGUUCCUUCCAGGAGGCACCGUGUGCCGGGCAAGUAACAAUGAAUGUGACCUCCCUGAGUACUGCAAUGGGACCUCCCAGUUCUGCCAGCAGGACUUUACGGUGCAGAAUGGAUACCCGUGUCACAACGAGGAAGCCUAUUGUUACAACGGGGUGUGUCAGUACUACAACGCCCAGUGCCAGGCUAUCUUUGGCCCAAGAGCAAAGGCUGCCCCUGACAUUUGUUUUGCUGAAGUAAACUCCAAAGGUGACAGGUUUGGCAACUGCGGCUACCACGGCAAUGACUACAGAAAGUGUUCCACCUGGAAUGCCAUGUGUGGGAAGCUACAGUGCGAAAACGUGGGAGCCCUGCCUGUGUUUGGGAUAAAACCCGCCACUAUUCAGACCCCCAUUGGACGCACCACGUGUUGGGGCGUGGACUUCCAGCUCGGAUCCGAUGUUCCCGAUCCCGGAAUGGUGAACGAAGGGACCAAAUGUGACGCCGGAAAGAUCUGCAGACACUACCAGUGUGUAAGCGUCUCUGUUCUGAAUUACGACUGUGACGUAGACAGCAAAUGCCAUGGACAUGGGGUGUGCAAUAACAACAGGAACUGUCACUGUGAUGCAGGCUGGGCCCCUCCGUAUUGUGACUCGACAGGAUACGGGGGAAGCAUAGACAGUGGGCCUUCCUAUAAUGACAAAGACACCUCGCUGAGAGACGGGCUUCUGGUGUUCUUCUUCCUGGUCCUCCCGCUUCUUCUACUUGCUGUGCUGGCAUUUGCACGGAGAAACCAGCUGAAGCAAAGCUGCGGGAGACUGAUAUCACGCUGUCGCUCUUCCAAUUCCAGAUCACAUCGAACUCCUCCUCCUCUCCCUCGGCCUCCUGUAGAGACAGACCGCAGGCACUUCCAGCAGAGCACGCCAUACAAUUCGAGAGGCGUACCCACGGAUGUGCAGGCCAACCAGCGCCCCGUGCCAGCUUAUUCAGUCAAUCAGUAUCAUCAGCAUUACCAGCCAGCCUAUCACCAGCCUUACUACCAUCCUCUGCAGUAUCAGGAGCAGCUGCAGCAGAAGUUACCUACCAGGCCACCUCCACCGCAGCAGGGACAAUGCAUUCCUUCUCGGCCGGCACCUUUACCUCCCAAGUAGCCUUCGAGUCCUCUGCCUCUCACCCCGAGCACUGAGUUCUCAGCUGAAAUUGUAUGUUAUCCUUGUGCCGAGCAACCUGUGAUUUCCCAGAAAGUCUUCCAUCUGCACCAUUGGAUAAGGAAAACAAGACUGAAUAAUACCAAGGACUGCAAAACUUUAAAAUACCUCUACCAAAGCUACAGGGACUGAAUACGUGAAGCCUGCUUUUAGCCCUGUGUGUGCGUCGUGGCUUUGCAAACUGACGUUGGACGAGCCUGUCGGAAGCUGUUCGGUCUGCAUCAAACAAUCCUUGACGUGCAGCACUUGGGAUGUCUUUGCUUUCCCCGUUGCUUGAAGAGACGUAAUCAUGGAGUUUUAAUGUGGGUUUUCUUAUGUGUUUUCAUUUUUGUGUGUCAAAUGGAGGAGGAACGAUUAGCCGUGCAGGAUACAGCUGUCAAAAACGGAACGGAGAAAAUCAGGCCAGUUGAGGGAAACCACCUUGGUUUUGCGUGGACUGCAUGGUAUCCAGUUGUACGCGACUUAGAGCACAAGUGAAAUAAGGUGUUGGUAUACUUUCAGAGGAAGAUAAUUUAUACUGUAAACGUGUGUGUGCGCGUGCGUGUGUGUAUGACUGUUAGCGGCGUCUAACGCUUCACUUUUUAAGCAGCAAAAAAUGGAUACUUUGGACUGACUGACACUAAGUUGUAGGGAAUUACAGACAGUAGAAGAGCCAAACUCAAAGUGUUUUUAGGUAAAAAAAUAAAAAUAAAAAUCAUGUAAGUAGCUAGAGCAGCAACCUCUACUAAUUCCCCACUAAUAUUUUUAGAUGGGUUGUAAAAGAACAGGUACGAAAAAUGCAGUAUUUCUUGGCUCGGGAGAGGGCGUGCUUUUUAUUUUGUUAUUCAGGCGUAUGCGGGAGCCGUGAUGAAGACUACAACGUGGGCUGACCGCUGUGUUGCGUUGGGUAUGAGACCGCUUGAGAUGUCUCAAGCGCUUCCAAGCCUGGCACCCGGAGAACACCAUUUUGCACCACCUUUCCCACGGGGAUGUUAGUGUCAGUCACGGUCGAUCGGACAGCCACCCACCUGCACAUCGUUCGUUUUUGUAUUUUCAUUUUUUAAAAUUGGGUUUUAAAGCUGUAUCUGGAAGGAAAAAAAAAAAGACCCGUUCAGGCGUCAGUCGAAGUGUGUCAGCGUGCGACGUGCGAGCGGCGGUGAAGCACAGCCUCGUGGGAGUCGCUGACUCGGUCUGGUGCGGGGGGAUGCAGCGAACAGUGCCGGGCAGCAGUGAAACCUGGACAAAAGCAAUGCUGAAGCUUUUUCACUUUGGCCACUAAAACACGUGUUUUUGUAAACGCCCCCCUAAUCUUUGCCAAAAAAACCCACCCACCCUUUAACACCGUUGUGUAUAUGCAAAUACAAAUCUAUAUAACGGUCACAUUUGCAGUAAUAAAAUACUUGAACUCC
Molecule: messenger RNA, 4834 nt
Organism: Alligator mississippiensis (American alligator)
Lineage: Eukaryota; Metazoa; Chordata; Crocodylia; Alligatoridae
Product: disintegrin and metalloproteinase domain-containing protein 9
Exons: 22
Coding region: 834-3389 (851 amino acids)
Biological process (GO): transforming growth factor beta receptor signaling pathway; membrane protein ectodomain proteolysis; cell-cell adhesion mediated by integrin
Cellular component (GO): plasma membrane
Molecular function (GO): integrin binding; metalloendopeptidase activity
Source: RefSeq, a predicted model, not a curated record